AUGCAAAUUCUCGCCCUUCUCCUUACAUUCCUGCAGCUAGGACAUGCUUCUGCAUCACUCCAUCAGCAAGCAAAACGCGGCGCAGAGACCAACGCUACGAUCUACGCAUACGGCGCCAACGCCUCAUCCUGGCCAAUUGCCUACGGCGUCAAUGAUGGCCUCUUGUAUAUCACUGAAGACCCAACCGCCAAUGAUGGCAUCGUUCCCAUUGAGUGGAAUUUAGCCUCCAUCACGGGCGAGUGCUGGAUUGCGAACGCAACUUUCGUCAAUGGUACCAAAGCUGGAUCAAUGUAUAUCAAGCCGGAGCAGAACUACGCCGUUGGCAUUCUGCCGCAGACCCGUGUGGCGUAUCUGAAUGGUACCGUGUCUGGUUUCGCACUUUUCGCGACUCAACUUGUCUAUAACAAUAAUACCCUGCUGGAGGCACAAUUUUGGGCCAAGUCUACCAAUACCACUGGUAUCUAUGGUCUCAUGUGGACACUUGACGAUAGCUCGCCGAAUGGUGACUUUCCGGUUGUUGUCAAGGCAUCGGAAGACUCCUGA
Penicillium salamii is the source of this 543-nucleotide messenger RNA. The record is from the annotation of a GenBank genome assembly. NCBI's taxonomy places the organism in Eukaryota, Fungi, Ascomycota, Eurotiomycetes, Eurotiales, Aspergillaceae.